Menidia menidia (Atlantic silverside) is the source of this 3059-nucleotide messenger RNA. The record is from the annotation of a GenBank genome assembly. NCBI's taxonomy places the organism in Eukaryota, Metazoa, Chordata, Actinopteri, Atheriniformes, Atherinopsidae.
GACCUUAUUCUGGUGCAGCCAUGGAGGUGUCCUGCUGGGGAGACAGCUCCUGUGGACAGUUCGGUCCACAGGCAGCAUUUAGGCCGGUGACCUGGACCGUGCCCGGGGUUAUCGCCACCAUCUGCUGCGGAGAGCAGCACACUCUCCUCAUGACCGCAGAAGGAGGCGUUCUAUCAUGUGGACGCAACUCACUGAGACAACUUGGACGAAAAAGUAACAACAAUGGAAAACCACUCGGCCGUGUGGAGGGGCUGGACAAUGUGGUGGCGUUGGCUUGUGGUCAGGACCAUUGUUUGGCCUUAUGUGCCUCUGGACACGUGUUCUCCUGGGGCGCAGGGGAAGCUGGGCAACUUGGGAUCUUCCCACAGCCACAGGGCAACACUUACAGACCCAGCAAGGUGCCCAUACCGAUGCCCAUAGGAGUAGUUCAGGUCGCGUGUGGAAAGUGUCACUCCCUGGCACUGACUAAAGGAGGAGAUGUCUUUUCCUGGGGCUCAAACAGCCAUGGUCAGCUGGGCCUUGGGAAGGACGUGUCCGUGCAGCACAAGCCCGUCCUGGUGUGCGCCCUGACCGGAGUCGCGGUCACUUGCAUUUCAGCCGGAGGCUGCCAUACCAUGUUCCUCACGGCCUCCAGACUGGUGUACUGUUGCGGGGCCAAUAAAUCGGGCCAGCUUGGACUCAACAGGGUGGAUGAAAAAGGCCGGUUUAACAUCUGCUUGGUACCUGCUCUCAGACCUCUGGGUGUCUCAUCCAUAAGCUGCGGAGAGUCCCACACGGCUGUGUUAACAAAAGUGGGGGAAGUUUUUACGUUUGGAGAAGGGAGCUAUGGUCAGCUUGGUCAUGGCUCCUCCACCGAUGAAGUGAGACCCAGACUGGUCGAUGGUUUGAAUGGAUCUGUAACCCAGAUUGCCUGUGGCAGGCACCACACUUUGGUUUUGACCUCCUCGGGCCAACUGUGGGCUUUUGGCAGAGGAGACAAGGGUCAAAUAGGAACUGGGCAGCGAGAUGGCAGUCUGUGUCCCACCCUGGUCCAGCUUCCAUGGACCUCUGACAGUGCGGCAGCCAAACCCAAGGACUUGAAAAUAUCGUGUGGAUGGAACACAAACUUCAUCUACUCAUCAACCAAAAAGAAUCAUGGACAGAUUAUUGGGCGUCUCCAGAGCACUAAACUACAAAAAUGGCUCACAAUGGAAUACAGCAACGUUGAGGCAACAAGGGAAAUAAAAUCGAUGUUUUACACAAGCUCCAGUCUUGUUGCAAGCUUCACAAGAGCCGAAGGGCCUCCUCUGGAAACUGGAGCCUGUACGGUGGAUCUUGAGGCUGUGAGCCAAGCUUUCGACCAGAUGUUUGCAAUCCCAUGGAUCAAAAAAUCAGUGGAUCUGGACCUCCUGCUGGAGUUGCUCUUGGCCUCAAGACAGGCCUUAAAAUCUCCAGAGAUUCUCCUGGUUCUGCUGUCGUGGCCUUUGCUAAGAGAGGACACCUUUGUAAUGAAAGGAGUUUUGCCUCUGGCAGUUAUCGUGGCGGAUCUCAGCGAGAGAACUUUGGCAACACUAAAAAGCUGGUGGUCGUCGCUUCCUGCUUCCAUUCUGCUAAAACACAUCAUGGUCUUCAAAAACGCCCUGGCCUUCAUGCUGAGGAACAACCUCUUAAAGACUCACAACCCAGGGGUCAAAUACAUGCUGGAAGCCCUGAAGCUGCUCUAUAAAGCAAACAAGUCAGGAAACUCCUUCAAGGUCCCACUGAGCACUUUUUAUGUGGAGGAAAUUGACGAUGCUGUUGUCCCGCAUGAGGACGUCACUCUUUGGUUUUUACACUUUAAAGUGGAGGACAACGAGCAAACACCUGUCAUCUUCUGCCGCUACCCAUUUGUUUUCACUUUGCUGCAAAAGACUGCAGUGUUUAACAUCCAUGCACAAGCUGUAAAGGGGGUUCAUCAGAUGGCUCAUCAGAUUGCUCAGGGGUUGCCUCCAGGGUUGCUGAAGGACCUACCAGAUGAAACGGAGGCCCCGGUCUUCCAGCUAACUCUGAGACGAACCCACCUGAUCGAGGACUCCUUCAGGCAGCUCGCUGCGGCGGACCAUUCCGCUUUCCAAAAGACGCUUUUGGUGCAGUUUGUGGAUGACAGGAAGGUGAUGAAUGUCAACAAACAUGACUUUUUCCUUCACGUGUUUGAUGAGCUGAUGAACCCGGAAUCUGAAAUGUUCAUGUUUAAUGAGAGCCAGACUGUUGCUUGGUUCCCACCCAGGCCAAAAAUGACAGAGAAGAGCUACUUCCUGUUUGGUAUUCUGUGUGGCCUGGCUCUGUACAAUCACAACAUCGUGCACCUGCCCUUCCCAAAGGCUCUCUUCAAAAAGCUGCUCCGUGUCAAACCAUCUCUAGAUGACAUGAAGGAGUUGGAUCCUGUGCUGGCAGAGUCUUGGAGGUGCAUUUUGGAGGAAUACACCCCAGAUCAAAUCAAAGAGCUGGAAUAUCCUUUCAGUGUGUUCUGGGGUGGGGAGGAAGUUGAUCUAGAACCAAAUGAAGCUGGGAAACUCGUCACUUGGUCAAACAGGAAGAAAUAUGUGGAUGCCAUUGUCAACCAUGUCUUCAACAAAUCGGUGGAGGGUGUGUUUGAAGCCUUCAAAAGAGGGUUUUUCAAAGUGUGUAACAUUGAUGUGGUGGAAAUCUUCCAGCCGGAAGAGUUGCAAGCAGUGAUGGUGGGCCAAGAAAACUACGACUGGGAGGUGUUCAAGCAGAACACGGUUUAUGAAGGAGACUACCACGCUGACCACCCAAACAUCAUUACUUUUUGGGAAGUGUUUGACGAACUGACAGCCGAGGAGAAGAAGAAGUUCCUCUUGUUCCUCACAGGAUGUGACCGCGUGCCCUUUAUGGGAAUGGAGCACAUUCACAUGAAGGUGGCUGUGUUGCCUGAUGCGUCCGAGAAACAUUUGCCAGAAUCGCUCACCUGCCAUUCUAUGCUACUGCUGCCCAUCUACAAGAGAUACCCAAUAGACAGGACAAUGAGGACCAGGCUUCGUCAGGCCAUCAACCACAACAGGGGCUUCUGGAAGGAAUAG